Oldenlandia corymbosa var. corymbosa is the source of this 2852-nucleotide messenger RNA. The record is from the annotation of a GenBank genome assembly. NCBI's taxonomy places the organism in Eukaryota, Viridiplantae, Streptophyta, Magnoliopsida, Gentianales, Rubiaceae.
GUUUAGUUGGUUUUUGGGCCCAAGAGAUUAAAAAAAUGGGUAAAAAUGCCAAAGACAGGAAAUACAGUUCUCUUUUACUCACUUGUCUCUGUUGUCAAAAACACCUUUUUCGAAAACAAGCAAAAAAACUGCAGCAAGAUUUCACAGAUAGAUAGAAAGAAAAGAUUCUUGAGUUCUGGUUGUACUCCAGAACUGAUCCUUAGCUUCUUCUUUAGGCUCUUAGCUCAUGUAUUACUGUAUUAUGGUUUUUCAUGACUCUUUAAUCUCUCUGUAUUCAAACUCUAGCUGAGCUUUUUUAAUGGAGCAUAGCACUUACUUCAACAGCAUCUAGUCUCUCCCUUUUGUCCAGUUGUGUAGCUUCUGCAGUCUCUAAAUGGUUCCCUAAUGUCCUCUGGGUUCAUCUCCUUCAAUCCCAUUUCUUGAUUUCUUCUGACUUCUCAGAAAAUUUGAAUCUUUUCUGAUAAAAUUUUAGCUGGUUACUGAAUCUAGAGGCUCUGCUGCAACUCGUUUUAGCUCAUCUUCCCUUUUGGACUGACUUUGAAUUUCUUUAUUGUGGUAGUACUUCCAUUUCAAUCACCAUUUCAGUCAUGUUGUUUUGAGCCUAAUCAAUAUGUUGAGAAUUUAAAAUCCCUCCCUUUUUUCAGUUUGGUAGUUAAAUAUUUAUAGUUAUUCAGAUCAGUAGUUGGGGCAUAGUUAAAACCAACCUUGUCAUUAUUUAACCCACUUUCUCCAUCUGGGCAUAUCCCAUUAGUUGCCAAGAUUUGAUCUUUUUACUUUAGUUGGUCUUUCUUCAAGGAUCCUCUUCCAACUGAGCUGCUAAUAGCUUUUGCAGUUUGCCAGUCAAACACUCCUUUUUUAGUCCACUACACAAAAGAGCAGUCUUUGAACAGAGAACAAAAAUGGGGUCUCUGUCAAAGGCUUCUGUGGUGUUGCUCUCGCUAGUUUCGUUGAUUUCGCUGGCCCUUUUGGCCAAUGGGAUAGGUGCUAACUGGGGAACACAGUGUUCUCACAGGCUGCCUCCUGAAGUAGUUGUGAGGAUGCUAAGAGCCAAUGGAAUACAGAAGGUGAAGCUUUUUGAUGCAGAGUAUGACACGCUGAAAGCUUUGGGCAAGUCUGGAAUUGAGGUGAUGGUUGGCAUUCCUAAUGACAUGCUUUCAACUAUUGCUGGUAGUAUGAAGGCUGCUGAUAGAUGGGUUUCGCAAAAUGUCUCCACUCAUCUUAACAACAACAAUGUUAACAUCAGGUACGUUGCAGUUGGAAACGAACCUUUUCUGGCAACAUAUAAUGGAACAUUUCUUAAAACAACUUUUCCGGCUCUACAAAAUAUCCAAGCUGCCCUGAUAAAAGCAGGAGUUGCUAAUCAAGUAAAGGUCACAGUUCCCCUGAAUGCUGAUGUAUAUGGAAGUAGCAACAGCUUGCCUUCUGGUGGUGAUUUUCGAGCAGACAUUCAUGAUUAUGUAAUUCAGAUAGUCAAGUUAUUGAGUGAAAAUGGCGCCCCCUUUACUAUCAACAUUUAUCCAUUCAUCAGCCUUUACAUCGACUCAAACUUCCCAGUUGAAUAUGCAUUUUUUGAUGGAAAUUCAUCGCCUUUGAAUGAUGGUGGAACUAGUUACUACAACAUGUUUGAUGCAAAUCAUGACACUCUUGUUUGGGCUUUACAGAAGAAUGGGUUUGCAAAUCUCCCUAUAAUAGUUGGAGAAAUUGGCUGGCCUACUGAUGGAGAUCGGAAUGCUAAUAUAGAUUAUGCCCGACGAUUCAACCAGGGUUUCAUGACUCAUAUAGCAGGUGGAAAAGGGACCCCAAUGAGGCCUGGACCCAUAGAUGCCUAUCUUUUUAGUUUGAUCGAUGAAGAUGCCAAGAGUAUUCAGCCUGGGGCCUUUGAGCGUCACUGGGGUGUAUUUUACUUUGAUGGCACACCAAAAUACAAUCUAAACCUUGGAACUACAAAUUCAGGUUUAGUGCCUGCAACCGGGGUACAGAAAUUGGAACAGAAAUGGUGCAUAUUCAAGCCAAAUGCGAAGCUCGAUGAUCCCCAGGUAGCGCCUACUGUGAGCUAUGCUUGUGCUCUCGGGGAUUGUACAAGUCUUGGGUAUGGAUCGUCCUGUGGAAAUCUGGAUGCUCAAGGGAACAUUUCAUAUGCAUACAACAACUAUUACCAGAUAAACAAUCAGCAUGAUAGUGCCUGCAAGUUCUCAGGCCUUGCAACAGUCACAAGAUCAGAUCCAUCAACAGGAACAUGCAGGUUCAACAUCCAGAUUCAGCCAUAUUAUGGUGGUGCUGCAAAGAGGCUUAUCUCCAUUCAAAAAGGCCUUUGUUUGAUUCUUUGCGUAUUCAUCGUUCUGUGGACAAAUCAGUGAGCUCUAGGGUAGAUGUUGACACUGGUGGAAGGAUAAGCAUUUUGGCAUUCUAAAUGCAGACGUUCACAUUUAUCAGAAGUUGCCUUCUGUACAAUACACAUUAUUUUUGGUUUUUUGCUUUCUUUUGGCUGAUCAAACAUUCUUCAGUUGAGGCGUUGCUAGUAACUGAAGUUUGGAGUUGAAACCACCCUGAUCUGUUUUUGCAGUUAGUCGGGAAGAGGUCUUGCUUAGUGAGGGUAGGCAAGAAGACUUUUGCAUCUUUUACUUUGAUAUGGAUACCUUGCUACUGCAUUUAUCUCAGUGCUUGUAUUUCCUCCCAGUUCUGGCUAAGAUUUUGUUUUGUGUAUCUUGUUUUACUGUAGCUCUAGAUUGUAGCUUCUUAAGGUAGUUUUUUAAAUUCGAAAUGACUGUAAGUUCGUUCUCAUCAUGAGCUGCUAUUUCAGAUCAUGAAAUGAACAUUUGCUGUUUCUUCCUAAUCAAGAUCACAGUCUUACU